Podarcis muralis (Common wall lizard) is the source of this 3307-nucleotide messenger RNA. RefSeq names its product metallophosphoesterase domain containing 1 (gene MPPED1). Gene Ontology annotation, molecular function: hydrolase activity. NCBI's taxonomy places the organism in Eukaryota, Metazoa, Chordata, Lepidosauria, Squamata, Lacertidae. The record is from RefSeq and is a predicted model, not a curated record.
AGGAGGAGGAGGAGGAGGAGGAGGGCCGGCCUGCCUCUGCCUGCCUGCCGGGGAGGCGGUUCUCCCGCCCGCCCCGCCGAAGCCGCGAUGGGGGCCGCUUCCCUCACGCGGGCGAGGCAGGCGGGAGAGGGAGCCAGCGAGAGCGCGGCGGCGGCGGCUGCUCCUGGGAAGCCCCUGGGCGCCUCUCCUUCCCCUUCUGGGGGCUUUCGCGGGCUUUGUUGUUUUCCCAGCUUCCCCCUCCGCCGCGUCUCGGAAGAAGGAGGUGCAGCACUGACAAUGUGAAUGUGCGAUGAUGAAAACAUUUGUAGUUUGAAACUGUUUUCAGAAGGGAAAGUUGUGCAUGAUGAGGUACGGAACGAACAUGGAUAUUUUUAGCCCGUAUAGGAAGAUAGUGGAGAUGACCCCCUGAAAAAGCACCACCAUCCUCAAACAGAGCAAGCAUGGCUUUUGCCCAGUCGCACAUUAUGACAGCUAGAAGGCAUCAGCACAGUAGACUAAUAAUUGAAGUUGAUGAGUACAGCUCAAACCCGACACAGGCUUUCACGUUCUACAACAUUAACCAGGGACGUUUCCAGCCCCCACAUGUGCAAAUGGUGGAUCCUGUUCCACAUGAUGCUCCUAAGCCUCCAGGAUACACACGUUUUGUCUGUGUAUCUGAUACUCACUCCAGAACAGAUCCUAUCCAAAUGCCAUAUGGUGAUGUUUUAAUACAUGCUGGUGAUUUUACUGAACUGGGACUGCCUAGUGAAGUUAAAAAAUUCAAUGAGUGGUUAGGCAGCCUACCAUAUGAAUACAAGAUUGUGAUAGCAGGCAAUCAUGAACUGACGUUUGACCAAGAGUUCAUGGCGGACUUAAUCAAGCAGGACUUUUACUACUUUCCCUCUGUAUCCAAGCUGAAGCCAGAAAGCUACGAAAAUGUGCAGUCUCUCUUAACAAAUUGCAUAUACCUUCAAGAUUCAGAAGUGACAGUAAGGGGCUUCAGGAUAUAUGGCUCCCCUUGGCAACCUUGGUUUUAUGGCUGGGGCUUUAAUCUUCCGCGAGGCCAAGCACUUUUAGAGAAAUGGAACCUAAUUCCAGAUGGAAUAGAUAUUCUUAUAACACAUGGACCACCUCUUGGUUUCUUAGAUUGGGUUCCUAAGAAAAUGCAAAGAGUGGGAUGUGUUGAGCUGCUGAAUACAGUCCAGAGACGAAUACAACCCCGUCUUCAUGUUUUUGGACACAUCCAUGAAGAUGACAGGAACUUAAAGAAAACAAGUAGGAAACAGCAAGCUAGAUGUUAUCCUGGGACAUUCUGGUUCCUCAGGGAAGAACUGCCAAGUUACGGAGUUAUGGCUGAUGGAACUACCACCUACGUGAAUGCUUCUGCAUGUACCGUGAAUUACCAGCCACUCAAUCCACCUAUAGUUAUCGAUUUGCCUACUCCAAGGAACACAUGAUUAUCACACGCAGAAGUAUGAAGCCUGCAACCUGCGUAAAACAUUGGCUAGCAGCACAGAGCUGCUGGUGUAAAAACUAAGCAUACGCUAAAUUAUGAACGUGUUUUUCUUUUCUCUUUAUGAAAUAACUGGAGACGCAAGAAUGGACAGACAUCAGAGGCAUCUGGUAUCACAGCCUUCUAGAAAUACUUCAACAGAUCUAACAUUUCAUCAUUUUAAAAAGACUUUUUAAUACAGAAAAGGGGUGUGCAUUCCAUGUUAUAUCAAGAGAAAUCAAUGCAUUAUGUAUAUUCCAUGUGCUAUAUUGAACAUACUAAAAUGACAUGACUCUUCAGCCAAGUGGUUCUUUAUGAAGGUUUACAGUUUUCAUGUGUGUUAAAUGCUAGCAUUUGCUCAUUUAAACCUGGUUUCACAGGAUAAUCACAGUGAGGGGAAAAUAUAAUUGUGCUAGAUUCUUGGGACUAUUAUUACAGAUAUAAAAUGACUCCCCGUGUAUUUAAGAGGUCAAAAGAAGCACAUUAUUAUGGCACAUACUUUUCAAAUCUAUAAUCUUCCAGUCUUGUAAAACCGAGUAUAGGAGAAUUUUAAAAAUCUUCUUCCAUCUGAUAUUAAAUAUGGAAAGUGAUAUUAUGGUGGAGAUUACCGAAAUGCAGUAUACAGCACACAAAAAUUGAAAGAGAAGUAGUUUAAAUUAAAUGUAAACUCAGGAAUUAAAAAGCCCCCUCCCCAAAAAACCCCUAAUGAAUUCUGCAGCUGUUAAAUCUCAUACAGGGCAAACCUAAUUAUAUUUCCUUAGAAGUAAGUUCUACUGUCUGCAACCGUCUGUACAACAAUGUGCAAAUGCGACUUGAAAUACUUGCUGCAUUUUCAGCCGCUACUGUGUCCAUAGCCAUAGCUUUUGCCCUUGCAGCCCAGUUCUCAAAGGUCAAUUCCACACUCACCCAAGCUGGCAAAUGUGCGUGCAUGCAGCUGAUCCAAGCAUGUUUAAGAACUGCGGAACAAUCCACAUGAGCACAUCACAGGGAACAUAAAUGUGGAUUUUAACUACUAUAUUACUAUAUAGACACAUAACUUCAGGAAUGUGGAGUUCAGGGUCAAAUCUGAGAGAGGUACAGAAUGAUAACUAGACUUGUUGCUUGUUCAGUACUCAAUUUGACGAUUGGUUGCAAUCCAUGGAACAUGGAGCGCAAAAAGAAGACUUGUCAUUUUAUGGCAACCUUAUGUGUUCUGAAAAUAUAUAUUACUGUGGAUCAAAUUUACUCACAAGAUCAGAUGUGCAGAUAUAACUUUGCACAGAAAGGCUACUGCAAACCAGGCUACAUGGCAGGUAGAUGGCAGAUAUCUCUGGCCACCGUUGCGAGAAAAAGCAAAGCCGCUACGACAAGUGGCCAGUUUGCACCAGCCUUUCACCACAUUGUCAUUCCUCCAAAUGAAGGAAUUCUACAUUGUCAACCAGACUUUUAAUGUGGCUAUUUUUAUAAUAAACCUUUACUUAUGUUUUCUAGUGACAACCCCAGAAAAUAAAAUAAGCAAGCUUCCUGAAACAGAUAAAUGAGUCUAAAAUGUUUACAAUAACUCAUAGCACUUCAGAAACACUUAAAAAAGGAGGUGGAGCAUAUUAUUAAAAUAAGAGGCCUUUCCUUUUUUUGCCUCAAGAACAUUUCUAUGUAAGUCAGGAUAUAUUCUCUGAAGAAUAUUUCUCCCCCUGAGAAUAUUUCUUUGGAACAUUGUGCAUUUUUAUGUAUGAAUGACAUUAAGAAGCUUUUGAGGUCAUGAAAAUUUUCAGGUGUGUUGACUCAUUUUGGCAUAACUGGAUUGUUGUUGUAAUUUUCUGUCAAGCAUGUUAGACAAAUAAAAAUCUUUUAAAGCUA